Saxophila tyrrhenica is the source of this 2319-nucleotide messenger RNA. It is a transcript of the gene MAK5, whose product is annotated as ATP-dependent RNA helicase. Gene Ontology annotation, molecular function: ATP binding; nucleic acid binding; RNA helicase activity. The record is from RefSeq and is a predicted model, not a curated record. Bases 1 to 2319 code for a protein of 772 amino acids. Lineage: Eukaryota; Fungi; Ascomycota; Dothideomycetes; Mycosphaerellales; Extremaceae. The transcript has a single exon.
AUGGCGGCUACGUCAAACAAACGGCCUUUGCCUUCCAAGGUGGCAUCCAUGAAGGAUCGAAAGCGGCGAAAACUGGAUGGCAACGCUGGCUCAGCCAAGGACAGCAGCAAAACGAUAAAGUCCAAGGUACCCGCCAACUUAUUGUCAUGGAAGAGCGUAUCUAUGCCGGACCACAUGGACGAUUACGAAGGCUUCUUUGGGUUGGAGGAAGUGGACGAUGUGGAUGUUGUACGGGAUGAGGGGACGGGGCAGAUUUCAUUCAAUGCGAAGCCGAAGCCUGAAGGUACGAAGGAGGCCAAACCGAGGAGUGAUAGUAAGGAUUCUGGACCGGAGGAUUUCGAGGAGGAUGAUGCGGAGGCGGGUGGCGAGGUUGAGGAAUGGUCUGGUUUUGGCGACGAUGACGAGGUCCCGGAGAAGCCUACUGAGGCCAGGGAAGAUGUCUCAAAAGCACCGCGGCAGCCUAGCAAAUCUGAGAAGAAGCAAAAGCAGACGCCAAAGUCCAAUGCUGCGUCGGGCGGCAACGCCACGAACGGUGCUUUCAAGGGCCUGGAGGAUGGCGACGACGAAUCCGAUGAGGCCGAUAUCUCAGCAUGGCGCUCGCUUGACCUGUCGCCGGAUACCUUGUCUUCCUUGUCAAAGCUGAAGUUUGCCAAGCCCACGCCUAUACAGAAAGCAGCCAUCCCAGAGAUUCUAGGCGGUCACGACGUCGUUGGCAAGGCAUCUACGGGAUCUGGAAAGACGCUCGCUUUUGGUAUUCCGAUCCUCGAGACCUACAUUGAGCAACGUAGCAAACGCAAGACCGGGCAGAAUUCGCCACUUGCGCUCAUCCUUAGCCCAACCCGAGAACUGGCGCAUCAACUAGACAAGCACCUGACAGCGCUCUGCUCGAAUGGAACGUUUGAAGGGCCGUCAAUCGCGACACUCACAGGAGGCUUGUCUGUGCAAAAGCAGCAACGUCUGCUCAAACAUGCCGACAUCGUGAUCGGCACGCCAGGCCGGCUAUGGGAAGUUAUCAGCGAAGGCCAAGGUAUUAUUCGGGCAAUCCAGGGCAUACAAUACCUGGUCGUGGACGAAGCAGAUCGCCUCCUGAGCGAAGGCCACUUCAAAGAGGUGGAAGAGAUCCUAAAUGCACUCGACCGUACCGACAUAAACGACGACGAUGACACAGAACCCACUUCACCGCAACCGAACACCGCAGAGAAGCAACCCCGUCAAACCCUCGUCUUCUCCGCAACCUUCGACCGCAGCCUCCAACGCAAACUCGCCACCAAGUCCGCCCCCACCAACAACAACCUCCUCUCUAACAAAGAUUCCCUCACCUACCUCCUCUCUAAACUCAACUUCCGCUCCCCACCCCCCAAAUUCAUCGACGUCAACCCCGUCAACCAACUCGCCUCCAACCUCAAAGAAGGCCUCAUCGAAUGCUCCGGGCUGGAAAAGGAUCUCUACCUCUACACCCUGCUCCUCCUGCACCCGAACGCGCGGACCCUGGUCUUUACGAACUCCAUCAGCGCCGUACGCCGCCUCACCCCUCUCCUCCAGAACUUGAACCUUCCAGUCCUGCCGCUGCAUUCGGGUAUGCCGCAGAAAGCCCGCUUACGCUCUGUCGAGCGCUUCACCGCCUCGAAAAGCGAUAGCAACACGAACGCCAAAACGGCGAGUAUCCUCGUAGCCACCGACGUAGCGGCCCGCGGCCUGGACAUCCCCUCCGUGCAGCUAGUAAUCCACUACCACCUCCCCCGCGCCGCGGACACCUACGUCCACCGCUCCGGCCGCACGGCGCGAGCCGGCCAGACUGGCUCAAGCAUACUCAUCUGCUCACCCGAAGAAGUCGCCGGUGUGCGUCGUCUCGUCGCCAAGGUCCACGCCACUUCCGCAGAUGAAGGAAAAAGACAAGGCUACUUCAUCCGCACCCUCGACCUCGACCGCCGCCUCGUCUCCCGCCUCAAACCCCGUGCUACUCUCGCCAAAAAAAUCGCCGACGCCGGUAUGGCGAAAGAGAAAGGAAAACGCGAAGACGACUUCCUCAAAGCAGCGGCGGAGGAACUAGGCGUUGAAUACGAGAGUGAGGAAGACGGGAAAGGCCGGCGAGGACGUGGGGCGGGAAGGAAGAAGAAGGAGAAGGCGGGACGGGAAAUGGGGAGGGAGGAGUUGGGGGCCAUGAAGGCGGAGUUGAAAAGUUUGCUGGGGAAGAGGGUGAAUGUGGGGGUUAGUGAGCGGUAUUUGACGUCUGGGGGGGUGGAUGUUGAUGAGUUGCUGGCGCAGCAGAAUAGUGGCGGCAGUGGUUUCCUUGGUGGGGUGCAGGAUCUGGGGAUGUAA